Molecule: messenger RNA, 1467 nt
Organism: Dermacentor andersoni
Lineage: Eukaryota; Metazoa; Arthropoda; Arachnida; Ixodida; Ixodidae
Gene: RPA2
Product: Replication protein A2
Biological process (GO): double-strand break repair via homologous recombination; nucleotide-excision repair; DNA replication
Cellular component (GO): chromosome, telomeric region; nucleus; DNA replication factor A complex
Molecular function (GO): single-stranded DNA binding
Source: RefSeq, a predicted model, not a curated record
UGUAGUGGGCUUAUCAUACAUUAAAAGCGCGCUAACUCAAGUUGUUAAAACACCUUUACUCACCUGCCUUUCCUUAAGUUGCGAUAGGUGGUUUUUGUUAGUUUUGUAGCAAGUACCACCUGUGUUGUGAUCUUUUCAUUCGCGCUACCUCACUAUGGCAGCGUGGGGCGAUGGUGGAGGCUUCAUGCCACCGGACUCCCAGGACACACCACAGCGCAAGGCUCAAAGUCGCCAUGACAAUGUGGUUCCAUGCACCAUAGCUCAGAUCCAUAUGAUGGGCCAGGACUCGCUGACCAUAGGAUCACUUGAGGUGCAAUAUGUGUCAUUGGUGGGACUAGUGACAGGUGUCGACCAGCAGAGCACUCGUGUCAACUUCACCCUGGAUGACCGGACAGGGCCACCGAUCGAAGGACUGAUUUUCGCCCAAGAAGAGGAGCAGAUGCGUGUCAUGAGCCACCUGGUGGAGGGCAGCUACGUUCGUGUAGUGGGCCCUGUGCGCUCCAUUGAAGGCAAGCGCCAGCUCAAGGCGUUCAAAGUUUUCCCUGUGACUGAUCUGAAUGAGCUGAGUCUCCACCUUGCCGAAGUGGUGCAUGCCAACAUGGCUCUGCGUGUGGGCUUUACUCCCAGUUCACCGAAAUUUGAACCAAUGGAUACCAGCAGCAAUUCAUUUCUUGGGGCUGGCGCUAGCAAUCUUGGUUUGAACCCACAGCAGAAAUUGGUGUACGAAGCGAUUCGGGAGUGCACCACAAGCAUUGGGAUAGGCCUUGAUGAAAUUUGCUCCAAACUGAAGUCGAUGAACAAGAAUUCAAUACGGGAUGUGGUCGACUUCCUUGCUAACGAGGGACACAUUUUCACUACCAUGGAUGACGAACACUACAAGGCCACUGACUCAGCAUAGCAGUGGUUCCUGAUGUCUCCAGACGCUCACAAAGUCUGGCAAUCGCAUCUUGAGAUUGGGUGUCUGAGCCCAUGGCUAGACUCAUCAUGUGCUGCUCUUCAGACUGGCUGAAGAUGUACCCGUUGCUCUUGUCACAAGCCUUCAGCACACUCCACAUAGACUCCUUCUCCUGGAGAAAAACAACAAAAAACUAAUGAUUACUCUAGUUAUAAUUAACUCUUUCCAGCUGCUUUUUUUGUACCCCAUUUUUAUCACUUCACCUGUGGUAUGUUGGUGUUGCAAGUUGAAGCAAUCUUUUCUUUUAGUUUCAUUAGUAAAAGUAAACAAUAGAAAGGAAAGUUAUUUUUAAAAUGUAAACAGCAGGCUCCUAUGAUGCCUCAUUACUGAAUAUGUGGACAGUGCACAAGAUAACAAUUCUCGUGCAACUUGCACUCAAUGUGUUGAUAGCAGUUAAAAGUUAUUGCAUUUUUCAGAUAAUACUCUUAUAUAAACAUUAUUUUAGGAACCACAAGAUAUACAGAUCUGACUAUUGAUGGCUUCAUAAUUAAAAGGUUACUAGUACAGCAGAA